Molecule: messenger RNA, 527 nt
Organism: Pipistrellus kuhlii (Kuhl's pipistrelle)
Lineage: Eukaryota; Metazoa; Chordata; Mammalia; Chiroptera; Vespertilionidae
Gene: MRPL41
Product: mitochondrial ribosomal protein L41
Exons: 1
Coding region: 69-476 (135 amino acids)
Biological process (GO): translation
Cellular component (GO): mitochondrial large ribosomal subunit
Molecular function (GO): structural constituent of ribosome
Source: RefSeq, a predicted model, not a curated record
CGGAAGCCGCUUCUGGAGCCGGAAGCGCGCCGCGGAGGCCCGGGGCGCACGAGAGCGGCGGCGGCGGCAUGGGGCUCCUGGGCGCGGCGGCGCGCUGCGUGGUCCGCGGCGCCGACCGCAUGAGCAAGUGGACGAGCAAGCGGGGCCCGCGCACCUUCUACAAGAGCCGCGGCGCGAAGGGCACCGGCUACCUCGUCCGCGGCGGCAAGUUCCUGCUCGUCAAGGAGCAGGUGCCCGAGCUGGUGGUGCCCGACCUGACCGGCUUCAAGCUCAAGCCCUACGUCAACUACCGCGCGCCCGCGGGCACCGACACGCCCCUGACGGCCGAGCAGCUCUUCCGCGAGGCGGUGGCGCCCGCCAUCGAGAAGGACUUCAGGGCCGGCACCUUCGACCCCGAGCGCCUGGAGAAGUACGGCUUCGAGCCCACGCAGGAGGGCAAGCUCUUCCAGCUGUACCCCAAGAACUUCCCGCGCUAGCGGCCCCGGCCCCGGCCCCCAUUAAAGGCCCGGCUACCUUCGCGCGUGUGC